Messenger RNA from Pseudocercospora fijiensis CIRAD86, 1413 nucleotides. RefSeq lists its product as uncharacterized. NCBI's taxonomy places the organism in Eukaryota, Fungi, Ascomycota, Dothideomycetes, Mycosphaerellales, Mycosphaerellaceae. The record is from RefSeq and is a predicted model, not a curated record. Bases 1 to 795 code for a protein of 264 amino acids. Gene Ontology annotation, biological process: mycotoxin biosynthetic process. The transcript has 4 exons.
AUGUUUGGCACCUGGAGACGAAGUUCGUACGAGCGGCUUGGCACGAACGACGACGACGGAGGCGAGUCCGGAAAGCCUGCGCGACAACACCAACACUGGGCAAGUUCUACAGUGCAUGUGCUGCUCUUGGCAAUACAAUCAACAGCAAUUGCCUUCCUUGUACUCUACAUUGCCUUGUCGUCGACGCCCAACAACAGCGACGCCGUUUGUGGUGCCCAGCUUUCGCCAUACUCCCCUUACAUAGACACCAAUGUCCUGCAAUACACCACAUUCACAGAAGAGAAUCAUCUGAUGCAGCCCUCUCCGUACCGAGGCCAGCCAACGCCGGAUAUAGAGAUGGCGUGGAAGGAAUUGUGGCGUCUUCCAAGGAUACAAUUCCCCGAGAGCAAGCUAUCUGCUCUAAACAAAACCAACGUCGACCUUUACACCCAUGCUGCACCGCAGUAUGGUGGCGGCGUGCUCGCAAUUCUGAACGUCUUCCACGAGCUGCACUGUUUGAACAUGAUCCGACAAUACACGUAUCGCGACAGCUACGACUACAGCGACGUGACGGCGUUUCGCGCUCCGGAGGAAAUCGUGCGUGGACACAUUGACCACUGCAUCGAAACUCUGCGCAAGCAACUGAUGUGCACUUCCGACGUGACGCCCAUGAUUUUCAUCAAAGAUGCCUCCAGACCGACAGGCAUGAAGCCGGAUUUCAACCUUCAGAGGAAAUGCCGGAAUUAUCAUCAGAUUCAGCAAUGGGCUUUGCGAAACAGAGCGGAGCCAGAGGAGAAUUAUGAGCUGGAGCAUUAGUUCGGGUCAGCUGAGCGUAGAAAGCGAUAGAUUGUUAAUAACGAGAUCGACGAAGAGCUGAAGAACCGUCUAUCAUCUGCCCACUGCUCCGUUGACAAUUUUGUCGAUGACGAAUACAUUCGAUCGGGAGGCGGGUUCGAUGCCGUUUCAGAGCUGCAGGAGCUGUCGAGGCGCCGCCUUUCCAGCAUGUAGAUAAAAUAGGCGCGGCGAACUUACUUCUCACGCCAAGCGUCUUGGGGAGACUUACCAUGGCAACCGAAGCAUAACAGAGGGUUUCCAAUGUUGACGCGUCCACGGAUUCGGGACCGCCAGGCUUCGACUCAUUCAUGGAUGAAAAAGAAAAUGGCAUUGUGCAACGCGGCGCCAGAUGAUGACAACAAGCAAGAAGAAGACCGCAGAAGCAAAGAAGAAGUGGACAAACUGCUGAAAAACUUCCUAAUCCACGAACGACAUCGUGAGCGCGUAUUCAGGCCGCGGUUCCAGCUGCGUCUGGACAUUGUAAGUGCCUGGGCCAUUGAAGCAGAAAGCUCAAUUCUCGACAUCGGCUGCGGGCACGGCGAGUCGUCGAUCACGCUCGCUCUGCGUCUGGGUCCACGAGCACGUAUAACCGGCAUCGAC